UUUCUCAUCAAUUCAUCGGCGCAUCGCGCAUAAAAUCGGCCGGCAACUACAGCACAGAACUUCCGCAAGUCCCGUCGGCUGUCACCUUCAGUCGCCAACCGUUUCACGCCUGGGCUUUCCAAAUGAAUAGUGCAGACACUGUGGCAGUUAUAGACACUUGUAUACAUUAUGGCGUUUUGGUCAGAAUACGGGGGCUCGAUUCUUUGAAACAGGCCUGCGUAGGAAGAACUUUUAGUUACAACGGUUCUGGAUACACAUCUUAUUCGGGAUCGGGCAUACUUUUCGACGCACUGCACGGCUUAGUGAUCACGAGCGCAACGUUGGUACACCCCUUUCUACAGAAGAACGGCGGUGUUUUGAAACGAGGAACGAAGAUCGAUGUUUUGGUCGGUGGCAAUUCAGAUCAUGAAAGUGCACGCGCUCAUUGGAAAUCUGCUCACCUGGCCAAAAUUGUCAAAAGUGGCUGUUUCACCUCUUUGAUCCACCGAUUUUCACCGAGAGGUGAGUGGCUAGUAGGCUGGCCCUCCGCUUCAAAACAAUUGUACCAAAACGGUCAUAAUAAUACACAAAUGUCAAUUCAAGAUGCUGUUCUAUCGAAACUCUAUUGGGAUGGUUUAGCAGAAGUCGCGGUACUUCGAAUUACGGGCGGCCUACCUGCGGUCAUGCAUCGUCCGAUCCGAUUCGCGCCUUCUCGAAGCGUAAAUCGAGGCGACUCGUUGCUCAUUGUCGGCUCACCGUAUGGCAUUUUGUCACCAAGUAUUUUUUAUAAUUGUGUAUAUCUAGUAACGGCAAGUAAUCUCAUCGUUGAGUCUCUUUUUGCGAACCGCUUCUCUUCUCACAAUGAAGGGCUGGAUGACGCAGUUAUCAUGCUUGAUCGACCCGGACUGCCUGGUUGCGAAGGGGGACCCGUAUUUGACAUUGAAGCGAGGCUCGUGGGCAUGUCUAUCCCGCCCAUCCACAGGUCGGACGAAUCCAGAAUCACAAUCAGCUUCACUCUCCCGAUAACCGCGUCUCUAAUCAAAGACGUUUUGCAGGUUUUGAAUCAGAUAGAGCGCAGCUCAUUUGGGCUUGAACGCAGACAAGCAGAAACGAUUAUGUCUUCACCGCACGUCCCUAGCCUAAGGAAAGCGUUUGACUCUAUUGUCUUGAUAUCAAUAGGAACCACUUGGGGGAGCGGAAUCUUCAUCUGCGAAGAUGGUGUCAUACUGACGGUUGCACACUUGAUUAGACCAUUUUUAGCUUCGCCUACUCCCGACAACAAAUUUGCUUUACAAUCAGGAUAUUCUAUUCGAGUCCGCGUCGAUUCGGUUCGGACAGGCUAUUCAAAACUCAACAACGGCUCAAAAGACCUGGCUGAUGCCACCCCUUUGAACCAGAGUUCCGACGAUCCGCAACGUGCUAUUUUACCGAUAUGGCAUCACGCCGCCAUUGAGUAUAUCUCUCAAUCAUGUCUAGACGUCGCUGUGCUGCGUUUAGAAGAGCUCGUGUGUGUGCACUGCGUUCUGGUGAGGAGAGAUGACCGCGCCAAUUUGACAGAUUCGCAAAAGUUGAAUGAGGAAUCAAGGAAGUCGCUGGAUUCUGCUGAUUUCUCUGUGUCAGGUGAACUAAAAAAAGGCGAGAAAAUCUACAUUCUCAGUCACUCGCUAUUCGGACCUGAUAAGGGGCUUCAAGUUACAUGCAAUUCUGGGGUUAUAUCUGGCAUAACUUAUGUUCGUGGAAAGCCCUGCCUACUUCAGACGAGCACAACUAUUUACAGAGGCGCAUCCGGCGGUGCUGUUCUGGAUGCAUCGGGACGUUUGAUUGGACUUGUAGUCUGCAAUGUGGUCAAUGGGGAUAAAUCAAUUGUUUCUAGCAUCAGCUUUUCGAUUCCUGUGAAUCUUCUGCUUUCGGUAUGGGAUCAGUAUCUGCACAAUGGGGACACCCUCUGCUUUCAGACGCUGGAUACACCAGAUAAGGAAUUAGAAGCUAUAUGGAGCCCGCGUUUCGAGAAUAAGUCUCAAUCGAGCCAUGCAACGAAAUUUUUGGACUAUGCAUCUCGAUACCUAUCCGAAGGGGAAUGUCAACUUGCGGAUGCCUGCCAGAAAAAAGAACUGGCCAAACUGUAAAAAUUUUAACUGAUAUUGCGACACAACAUUAUGAUUCAGAAAAAAAAGUGAAUUGCGUGGAAGGGCGUGCGAAAGCCCGCUGCUUCCCAUAUAGAUGCCAAACACAUUGUAUAUUCACAGAGCGUUCUUCGAUAGUAGCUUCGAGACCGAAUAUGUUUCAGAAAUAUCAAGUGUAGGGAAUAUGCCAGUACUGCGAAUCGAUAUCAGUUCAGAAUUCACUGAUUCUACACACACAAAGAGCCAUUUAAUCCAUCAAAAAACAGAUAUUCAGGCACUUUCAGAAAUUUGACCGUUGACAUAUUCUAAAAAACUAUUGAGUACUUGGUGUUGAGUUUGUGCCACAAAGGACUCCUGAGUGUUGGCCAUUUGCCUUAUGAGGGUCAGAUAUUGCUUUUUGAGCCUUUGUAGCUUCGCCAUUGUCAGGCCACGGACGAGAUUAACCUUUACAGAACAAUUUUCGAUCGAUAUUUGCUGUCCAAUGCAGUUUGCGCGGUUUGAUUCUUCAAGGAUGAUUUGAAUGGCCCGCUGAAUAGCCUUUUCAAUGUUGAACAAAUAGUCGGGACCGGUAGUCCUUGAGCAGUGGGUGGCAUAAGAAUUUGGUGCAGGGCAAGCUGUCAACAUUUUUUCGAUCUCUGUCAGAGGCAAAGGUUGUUCCGGCUUGAUGAUCACGCACGGUUUGUCCCACCGCUUACUUGGGUUUGGCAUUUCAAACCUGUUGGCCAGUUCAUUCAAUCUAAAAAAAAAUGAGUUUUUUUGUAUGGA
Schistocerca gregaria is the source of this 2867-nucleotide messenger RNA. RefSeq lists its product as uncharacterized. The coding region runs from base 123 to 2105 and encodes 660 amino acids. The transcript is spliced from 2 exons. Gene Ontology annotation, molecular function: serine-type endopeptidase activity. Gene Ontology annotation, biological process: protein processing. Gene Ontology annotation, cellular component: peroxisome. The record is from RefSeq and is a predicted model, not a curated record. NCBI's taxonomy places the organism in Eukaryota, Metazoa, Arthropoda, Insecta, Orthoptera, Acrididae.